Messenger RNA from Cryphonectria parasitica EP155, 1422 nucleotides. Its product is annotated as SMAD/FHA domain-containing protein. Gene Ontology annotation, biological process: mRNA splicing, via spliceosome; maintenance of RNA location. Gene Ontology annotation, molecular function: mRNA binding; protein binding. NCBI's taxonomy places the organism in Eukaryota, Fungi, Ascomycota, Sordariomycetes, Diaporthales, Cryphonectriaceae. The transcript has 2 exons. The record is from RefSeq and is a predicted model, not a curated record. Bases 1 to 978 code for a protein of 325 amino acids. Gene Ontology annotation, cellular component: nucleus.
AUGGGUUCCGAUGCAUCCUAUGAUGAGGAUGGAUCGCGUUAUAGCAAGAAUCGUGACUCAUCUGACAAGACUUCGAGACGUGACAGGUCUCGAGACAGGGACGACAAUCGACAUCGCCGUCGACGGCGGUCCCGCAGUCCUGAAUCGAGGAGGCACAGCUCACGCGACAGAGGUGGUAGGCGCGAUAAGAGAGCUCGAGACUCGCGCUCUCCUGAGGAUGAUUCAUAUGAGCGUCGACGAAGCCGACGUGUGGAAGACAACUUGGGUGACGAGGGCAGAAGUUCGAGGAAGAAGCACAAGCAAAGGGAGUCUCGCUGGGCUGAAGACGAGGACCAGCACGAGGAACGAGAGAGGCGCCGCAGGCGCCACCAAGAUGCUCCCCUGGGCGAUGCGGAACCUGCAGAGAACCAAGUGGCUGUGAGACGUGGUGGGCCUCUUCCAUCACAAGCAGACUCGUUCGCUGUCUCGAACGGCGAGGAACCGGAGAAACCCAAAGAAAAGCCGAACUUUGGAAACACGGGCGUUUUGGCAGCAGCGUCCAACUCGGUCACGCAAGCAGACGGGACGACGAUCACGCUAAAAUAUCAUGAGCCGCCCGAGUCGCGCAAACCUCCUCCCCGCGACCAGUGGAAGCUUUUCGUGUUCAAGGGCAAGGAUAUCGUGGACACUAUCGAGCUCAGCACGCGAAGCUGCUGGCUCGUGGGGCGAGAGCCAACAGUCGUUGAUCUACUGGCCGAGAACCCCAGCAUCAGCAAGCAGCAUGCAGUGAUCCAAUUUCGGUAUACCGAGAAGAGAAAUGAGUUCGGCGACAAGAUUGGAAAGGUGAAGCCAUAUCUAAUCGACCUAGAGAGUGCCAACCACACUAAGCUGAACGGGGAGGAAGUGCCUGACCGGAGAUAUCUGGAACUGCGACCAAAGGAUGUCGUCAAAUUUGGGUCUAGUGAGAGGGAGUACGUCGUCAUGCUCUCUAGGGAUUGACCGGAUCAUUUGGCAUUUUUUUGAGUCACCACCACUUUACUUUGCCAGCCCUGUCUGGGUGACGCAUGUGACUGCGGCUCUCUUCCCGAGACACGCUGAGGGCUGGCACGCAGAUCUGGUGGCCGCCUGGUGCGACUCUUCGGUGGCCAGUCACCAAUUCGACACCUCUCACAAGGGAAGCCUAGGCUUGUGAGGCCAAACAAAGGAAAAGAAGAAAAUGGCAUUUCAGGUCUCGCAGGCGUUAGUAGAAGAAGAUGAGUGCUGUGAAAUGCGGCUCGGCCGAUAAGUCAGCCUCGGGCGUCAGCUCUCAUCACUUAUGACGACUCCUCCAUCGAUGUGUAGCGGGUGAGCACAAAGGUGGUCCGUCAGACCGUACAGAGGCAAACAGGGGACAUGGAUGCAACAUUGUGAAGGUACUGCAUAAGGACAGGAAAAGGAAGGAAG